This is a messenger RNA of Ectocarpus siliculosus, 1001 nucleotides long. NCBI's taxonomy places the organism in Eukaryota, Phaeophyceae, Ectocarpales, Ectocarpaceae. The record is from the annotation of a GenBank genome assembly.
AUCGCUGCUACGGAGAAGCUAACACCAUGUUUGGGAACUCUGGGGGAGACGUUGGGUACGGGACCCAGCAGCAGGGAUAUCAAACGCGGAGCCGAGAAAGAGGUCGUGACGGGCCGCCGGAGGGGCAAGUGGUCGAAGGUGACCUUUUCGGGAACCCAAAACGCCAAAGCUUCCGCUCGACGGACCCACCCACCGGAGCACCCCCUCGAGGGGCGUUCCACGACGCCACUGCCGGCGGCGGCGGCGGCGGUGGCGGGAACGCCUUCAGGAACGGCGGCGCCGGGGCCGGGGGAUGCGGUCAGACCCCCGCGGCGGCACAGCCGUCGCCCUUUGCGCGCGGGCCGAUGAACGAUUCCUUUUCCGCAGCCGGCGGCGGGAGUGCUCCGGGCCCUGGCUACGGCGCCGGGGGGUACAGCAAUCCCGGUCAGACCGCGCAGCAGCAGCAGCAGCAGCACGGCUUCGGAGCUAGGGUGGGGUUCAGCAGCGAGGUGGCUCUCGUGCCCGUCGAAGCCAGCGGCAACAGCCGCGGGCGGAAUGUGAUGGACGACGACGACGACGACGAUAUUCCCACUCGCUCCUUGGCAGACGACCCCGACGAUGUCCGCGACGGCGGCGUUUUGUUCGGAGGGGGGGAGGGGCUCAGGAGUAGGCGCGGGGGCGGGGGCGGGGGCGGGGGCGGCGGCGUCGACCGGAUGGGUGGCGGCGGCGGGAUUGGCAGUUUCAACGCGGCGCCUGACACACAGAGGGCGACCUGGGUCGUGGUGUGGGGCGUACCACCCGGCAAGUCGAACCAAGUCCUCAUCCGCUUCCUGCAGUUCGGCGACGUUGUGGAGCAACGGGGGCAGCCGGGCAGCAACUGGCUCUACUUCAAGUACGCCACGAGACUGCAGGCAGAGAAGGCGCUCGCCGCGGGGCACGGGUCGCGCUUGACGGACACCGUCAUGCUUGGCGUGCAAAGAGUACCCGACGACGAGGUACACGCGGGUGGUAACCUAACCUAA